Molecule: messenger RNA, 1780 nt
Organism: Manis javanica (Malayan pangolin)
Lineage: Eukaryota; Metazoa; Chordata; Mammalia; Pholidota; Manidae
Gene: MBL2
Product: mannose binding lectin 2
Cellular component (GO): multivesicular body
Source: RefSeq, a predicted model, not a curated record
UGGGGUUGGAGGCCAGGCCUGUACUGUGACUCUUCAUAAGGCUGGCAGGACCAUGUGUUGCAGAGUCUGGCCUCCUCCCUCACCCUGAGGCAGCUGCCAGAACCCGAGGCUGGAGGGCCAGAUUCCCUGUCUCUGCAGAAGCCUCAGUAAGGACCAUGUCCCUGUUUCCACUGCUCCCUGUCCUUCUCUUGAGUAUGCUGGCAGCAUCCUUCUCAGAAACAGAAACCUGUGAGGGUUUCCAGAAGACCUGCCCUGGGACAGCCUGCGGUUGUCCAGGAGCCAAUGGCUUCCCGGGGAAAGACGGGCGCGAUGGCACCAAGGGAGAAAAGGGAGAGCCAGGCCAAGGGCUCAGAGGUUUACAGGGCCCUCCUGGGAAGCUGGGCCCUCAAGGAAUCCAAGGGUCCCCUGGGUUACCAGGAGCAGUGGGCCAAAAAGGGGAUCCUGGAGAUUGUCCAGUUUGUGAGAGCCGCCUGGAUAGUUCAGAAAGAAGAGCUUUGCAAGAAGAAUUGGACCGUAUCAAAAAGUGGCUGACCUUCUCAAUGGGCAAGAAAGUUGGGAAGAAGUUCUUCUUGACCAAUGGUGAAACGAUGAGCUUCGACAGAGUAAAGACUCUGUGUGCCCAGUUCCAGGCCUCUGUGGCCACCCCCAUGAAUGCUGAGGAAAACAAGGCCAUCCAGAGAAUAGCCAGUAGUAGACAUGUCUUCCUGGGCAUCACAGAUGAGGAGACUGAAGGUCAUUUUGUGGACCUGUCAGGAAGGGGUCUGACCUACAAAAACUGGAAAGCUGGUGAGCCCAACGAUGGUGCCAAUGGGGAGGACUGUGUGAUGCUCCUAGAGGAUGGCAUGUGGAAUGACAUCUCCUGCUCCUCCUCCUUCUUGGCCGUCUGCGAGUUCGAGUUUGCUGGCUGACGGAGCCCGUCCGUCACCCUUCUCACAGACCCACAGUUGGCAUUGAAAGAUAAAUCUGUAUCAAUUUCCCACACCCAGUAUUGAGUUGCCGCUCUGUGGGGAAUGAGAAAAUGAGAAGAAUGGACUGAAUGGUGAGAUGUGAAAGUGAGACGAGGGAAGAGGCAGACCACGCUGCCACAAGAGUUCCUGGUUCAGACACAAUCACUAAGAGUCACUAACCACCGCAACAGUAACAACAAAAUAAUAAUAGCAGUAGAGCAGGAGCAACACUACUAUUAUUAUCUUUUAAUGUAUGCAAUGAGUCGACCCUACGUUAUACAUACUACAUUCAUUACCUAAUUUAAAUAGGCUCUACACUUUUGUUUGAAUAGUGUCAACUUGCUAAGGUAUAAAAAUAAGGUUAAUUUAUUUUUCCAUGUAACUAUGAACACCAGGGUUUUCCUUUCUCUUUGGGCAGAUGGUUCCUCUAACGACAUUCCCCAGCCUAAUUCCAUAGCUUUUCUGCCAGUCUCAGGUACUAAGAGGAUCUGUUGUGUUGUUUUUUUCUCUCUGCACUCUAUUUUAUUUUCUUUUUAAUGAGGCACUAAACUAUGUAAAGAACAUAAAUCUCAAGCAAACAAAAUUGAUGAAAUCUCACAUGUGUAUACACCCAUGUAACCACCUUCUACAUCAAGAUACAGGACAUUUCCAGUAUUCUAGAAACCCCUUCCUAACCCCUUCUAAUUGAUUUUCCUAAAGGUAAAUACCAUUUGGACUUCUAUUACCAUAUCUUAAUUUUGUCUGUUAAUGAACUUCAUAUAGAUAGAGUCAUAUUAUAUACACUGUUUUAUGUCUUGCUUUUAUUCAUUAAAAUUUAAAUCUGUGAGAUUCAU